Molecule: messenger RNA, 2190 nt
Organism: Humulus lupulus (European hop)
Lineage: Eukaryota; Viridiplantae; Streptophyta; Magnoliopsida; Rosales; Cannabaceae
Exons: 4
Coding region: 1-2190 (729 amino acids)
Molecular function (GO): zinc ion binding
Source: RefSeq, a predicted model, not a curated record
AUGGAUGAUGAAAGUGAUAUGGAAGACCAAAUACUAGAGGUAGUUGUGCUUUCGGAUUCAGAGGAUGAUAUUGGUGAUGUGAGGGAGGAUACAGUUGAGGAGAACCAAGACCCGGUUCAAAGUGACAGAAAUAGGAAAGGAAAGCAAGUUGAUGUGAGGGAAAAUACAUCUGAGGAUAGCCAAGACAAAGUUCAAGCUGAUGUGAGGGAAAAUACAGCUGAGAAGAGCCAAGACAAAGUUCAGCGUGACAAAAAAGGGAAAGGAAAGCAAAGUGAUGAAGAUUUCAUAUUGGAGGAGGAAGAGUUUGAGCAAGAUGUUGAAGCUGAGAUAGAGAUGGGUACACAGUCUGACCCUAGGAAGUGGUGGCGAUCAGUUUCAGAUUUUUGUACUCAAAAUCUUGAUGAUGGAGACUCAGAUGGUAUAUGUUCUGAGGAGGAGUUACACGAAUUGAAGUCAGAUGAUGAGUUUGAUGCUGGUGAUCGAGAAUAUGUAUUUAUUUUCAAUGAUUCAAAUAGAGUUAGAGUUAAGUGCAAGGGUGCAAACUGUGAGUGGAUGUUGUUUGCUUCAAUAGUUAACAAGAUAGAUGGCAAAACAAUGAGGGUCAAAACACUUGUUGACAAGCAUAGUUGUGGCAUUGUUUUGGACAAUAAAAAGCUGACCUCAACUUGGCUUGCAAAGCACUUUUUGGAGCAAUUUAGGCUAAAUCCGAGUAUGGAAUACAAUGCAUUUAGGGAGAUAACUGCAAAGACCAAGUACUCACGUGUGUCUAGCUGGACAUUUUACAGGGCCAGGACAAAAGCAAGGAAGAUGUUGGAUGGGUCUGUCAAGGAACAAUACGCCAUUCUUGAUGAAUACUGUAAAAGGUUGUUGGCUACCAAUCCCAACUCUACUGUGAAGUUGAAAACUGAUUUGGUUAAUGGGAGAAGGCAAUUUCAGCGUAUUUAUAUUUGUCUUAAGGCAUGUAGAGAUGGCUGGUUGGGGGGUUGUAGACCUCUAAUUGGUCUUGAUGGCUGCUUUUUAAAAGGAUAUUGUAGAAGCAUUUUAUUGGCUGCAGUAGGCAUUAACGGUAACAACUCCAUGUUUCACAUUGCCUACUGUGUUACUGAAAAGGAAAACACUGAGGUUUGGACUUGGUUCUUGGAGCUAUUGAAGGCUGAUAUUGGGAGUUUGAGUCCCACCAAGGUGACAAUGAUGAGUGAUCGUCAAAAAGGAUUAGAAAAUGCAGUGGGAGCCAUCUUUAGUGGGUCUAAUACUACAACACAAGCUGAGUUUGCUCGAGCAAUGCAAGAAGUCAAGGAUGUCUCAGAUGGUGCUUACAAUUGGCUGGCCGGGAAGAACCCCACAGAAUGGACUAAGUCACAUAUUUCAGAGUACCCAAAAUGUGACAUUUUGGUGAAUAAUUUGUGUGAGAGUUUCAAUGCAGCCAUACUUGAUGCUCGCGACAAGCCAAUUAUAACUUUACUAGAGAAAAUUAGAUUUUGGUUGAUGUCUCAGUUUUAUAACAAAAAAUCUGAGUUGGAGAAGAUGACUCAACCUGUGGGGAAGAGAAUUUUGAAGAUAAUUGAGAAGCAAAAAGAGGUUGCAAAGCAUUGUCUGGUUACUAGGUCUGACAAGUUUCAGUUUCAGGUUCAAUGCAGCAAUGGUAGUGCCUUGGUUGUCGAUUUGGAAUUCAGAACUUGUACAUGUAGGAGGUUUCAACUAUCUGGGCUUCCUUGUGGCAAUGCACUAGCUACUAUCUGGUUCAUGGGAGGUAAUGUCUUUGAUUAUGUCCACGGAUUCUAUAAAAAAGAAUCAUUGCAAAAAGCAUAUGAACAGAGUGUGCAUCCUAUGCCUAGUCCAGAUAUGUGGCCUCAGACAGGACUCAACCCAAUUGAUCCACCACCUGAGACGAAGCUGCCUGGAAGACCUAAGAAAGCUAGGAGAAGGGAGACAGAUGAACCUCCACCUGCUUUAAAGAAAGCUCAAAGAACUGGACAAGUUAAAACAUGCAACAAUUGUCUGAAAACAGGCCACAUGAGAGAAACAUGCAAAUCUGCUAAGGUGGUUGAGAAUCAUGUGGUCAAAAAGCGAGGUCGUCCACCACUGCAGAACCCAACUGAAUCCACACUUUUAAGGAAGGAAAGAAGACUGAAACAACAUGCUAAAGGAGGAACUAGUGGUGCAAAGAAUGCUCAACCCGAUACUGUCUGA